Molecule: messenger RNA, 3044 nt
Organism: Guyanagaster necrorhizus
Lineage: Eukaryota; Fungi; Basidiomycota; Agaricomycetes; Agaricales; Physalacriaceae
Exons: 13
Coding region: 121-2769 (882 amino acids)
Biological process (GO): regulation of DNA-templated transcription
Cellular component (GO): nucleus
Molecular function (GO): zinc ion binding; DNA-binding transcription factor activity, RNA polymerase II-specific
Source: RefSeq, a predicted model, not a curated record
CGUGGGCACUGACGCUACCCUUGUGGUGUGUAAUCGCGUGGCUUUGAGCCUCAUUACAGGCUUUCACUUUCACCUUGUGCGUAAUCCAUUUCAGCCUUUCCAAUCUCCAUCCCAUCGUCGAUGGUCGCGAGCUCGACAGGCGACCUCUACUCUCCCUUUCAGCCAGGCAUGGCCAACGAAGACGGUCCCCAGUCGAGCUCUGAUGGGUCAGGCCUCCAUUCUCCAGUUUUCGGAGCUCACUAUCCCCCUGCGAACGGUGACAAUUUCCGGUAUCAGCAGGAUCAACUUCAUAUUCAGCAAGGAGUUCACGCCGCCCAAUUUGAAUACUUGCCGACGCUAGUGCAACAACCUCCGUUAAUUGACGCUGCACUAGAAAUCCCGAGCCCCGCGUCUGACGACCUUGCAUUUCAUGGCGGCUUCUCCGCCUCACCGCGCACACACCUUCGAGGCGAUUACCACGUUCCGCCUGCACGACUUCCGCCCACCCUCAGUGGCUCUGCUGCCGACUAUAGAUAUCAAGGCUCUUCUGAACGACGGUUGCCUGGUGGGACCCAUGACUCAACUUAUCACCGUGUUAGCGGAGGUAUUCCUUCUGUCUCCAUCGAUGACGAUCACCGACGCCCCCCGAUUUCGCCAACGGAACGUGUAGAAGUUUCUCCAACAACCAACACUACUAAUCCUGUCCGGGAGCCUCGGAGGGAAAUCUCUACCGUUGUCAUAGCUUGUCGCCAGUGCCGGGGCCGCAAAAUACGAUGCGACUCUACAAGACCCGUUUGCAACAACUGCGUCCGGCGGUCAAAUGUCUGCGAGUAUGACGCAGUCCCAAAACGUAGAGGACCUGAUAAGCGUCCAGGGACUCGUCAAAGAUCCUGCAAAAAGAGACCAACAGACGGCUCAGUUCCUCCUCCUCCGAAACGAAAACGUACUACUGCCCCGAAUCGACCAGAAGUGGCAUCCCCGAUUGAAGAAAUUAUGGGUGGUGGUUCUCUGAAGCAAUCACCGGCAGCAAGACCUGCUGAACGUCAGCAGGGCCAGCCGCUAAGCCCCUCGACACAAACAUCUUCCCCGAUAGACGCUCGCGUCCCAGGAGAUCAGUCGAUUUUGACCAAGUCUGAGCAUUCGCCUAAUUCCCGUCGAUACUAUCCGCAAGAUCCUGCCUCGUAUCCCAAGCCCUCAUUCCCAAGACCACUCGAUUUGAACGCCCUGCACUCACCCACUCGGGAGCACCAGAAAUUUCUUUCGCCUGCUUCGCCUGCCAUUGAGUCGGAUCGACGGUUGUGGUGGGAUAACUUUUUAAAGACUUACCCACUACGAGAUGUCGCUGAUGACCUGACAUAUCUGUUCACCGAUGCAGGAUACUGGCUGUCCUUCCUCAACAUAAAGUUUUUCAUGGACACCUUACUCAAUGCACAAGAACGUAUACGGAUUCAACCCGCCUUUGUCCUAUCUGCCCUAGCUAUGUCUACUCUGAUGAAGUCCUCCGAGACGGAGUACGCAGUUCAAGGCCGAACUCGUGCCCUCUACCUCCGAAGUAUGGCGCAGAACGCUCUGGAGGCCGCAUGGGAGUCGGAAUGGAUUGAUGCCGCCUUGGCUGAAGCUGCGCUUAUCCUGGCACUCUUCGAGACCUCCGUUCACCCCGAAUAUAGCCCGACACGCGUCGAAAGCGCGCUUAUCUUUUUGGAUAACAUCGUUCGUCGUCUUUCACUGACAUCUAUCGAUUCAAAUGACCCGGAUGUAUCCUUUUUUCCGCCACGGGGCGUCCCCGUCGUGCUCAUACCGGGUCUCGAUGCCUUCUCACGCUCGCCGCACGAGCGUACAUGCUCAUGCAUACCCGCCGAUGCUUCUCAUCCGCCAGAUCCUUUCAAUACCUGGUCCUACCCCCUACCUUGGGACUCUUCAUGGUCACCUAACGAAAUCCGCGACGAGGAAUGCCGUAGGGUCUGCUGGAGUGCUCUCGGUCUCAUCGCCAACUACACUCUUCAAUGUGCUGCGUUCGAUCGUGACCCCCCGAAGCUUUUUUUGAGCAGCCCUUCCAACUAUGCACUAUUAUUCCCGGGCGAAGCUGUCGAUCGUACAUCUCCCCCUUAUCGAUCAGCGGAUUCACAGUCACAGAAAGAGAGCGUUUGGGCGCUCUAUUGCCGGAGUAUGCUUCUUUGGUGCUUCUGCGAUCAACUACGGCGUGAGCCGUACGUGGAGGAAGACAAGGCCGAGUAUGCACAUGAAGCUUGGAACGAGACCCAGUCUAUCCAGGAUUCGUUAGAUUUGCAUGUCUGCAACCUCGAUACCGCCGUCAUGUACAUGUGUCGGGAGUAUAUCUACAACUCUCGAAUGGCAAUUACACAGGCGUUGCGUAGGUUGGUCCCUUCAUCCUCGAAUGUUGGAGGCCCUGUGUUCACCCGAAAGCAGGCCGAUGAGUGGAUUUAUUAUCAAGAGCAGAUUGUCAAGCGCGUGACCAUGUCUAUCCAACGUAUGAGUGGUGCCCAAGGACAUCAAUUGACGCGUCGUCCCUUUCAAGUAACUUGGUUUUCGAAUCAACUUGCACUCUGUCUUCGCCUCUGGACUAACGAUAGGUCCCUAUAUGGUGCUCUCGAAUUAGCCAAAGCCAUCAUCAUUCCCCUCGAUAUUGUCAAUUCGAUAUGGCCUUGCCCGCAGCAUCAGCAUCAGUGUGAUGACCUAAGGAAGCACCUCAUUGAAGCCUGCUCGUCUGUGGGCAUGGGCCUUCCUUCCCUUACAAACCGGUCGCUUCCGCCUCUUAUGAAGACACAUUGAUCGAUUUCUCCGAUAACAUUCCUAUCUGCUAUUCCUGGUUUUCCGAUCUUUGCUAUCUGUUAUCCGUUUUUCUUUGCUCUGUUUACUCGGUGUUUGUAUUGACUUCGUUGCUUAUCAGACUGUAGUUCCUAGCUUAUAUUGGUUUUCCCUCCGAGUCCAGAAUAUCCCCAUGUAGCACCAUUGAAUAUGCCCCGUCUAUAAUGUUUCCUUUAAUUACCAGAAUGACUCAACCGUCCUUUUGGUAUGAAUAUAGCGAUGUCACUUAAGUCGUAUUC